This is a messenger RNA of Salmo salar (Atlantic salmon), 575 nucleotides long. NCBI's taxonomy places the organism in Eukaryota, Metazoa, Chordata, Actinopteri, Salmoniformes, Salmonidae. The record is from RefSeq and is a predicted model, not a curated record.
AUGGGUACACUUCGAGACCUGCAGUUUGCCCUGCAGUUGAAGAUUGAGGAGCUCCGCCAGAGAGAAACACUCAUUGAUGAGCUAGAGCUGGAGUUGGAUGCCAAGGAUGACUUGAUUCAUGAACUGGACCACUACAUGGCCACCAUCACACCCCCAGGGUUUUCUGGAGCACGUGCAGGCCGAGUGGGGUAUGGUUCUGCUAAGAAAGUGGGCUUGGGUAAGAAAACGUGGACGUUCUGUGGCACGCCUGGCUAUGUUGCCCCUGAGAUAAUCCUAAACAAGGGCCACAGUGUAUCUGUAGAUCUCUGGUCUCUGGGCGUCUUCCUGUUUGAGCUGCUGAGCGGAAGUCUCCCAUUCUGUGGCCCUGAUCCUAUGAAUACGUUCACAGCUACCAUCCGUGGGAUUGAUCUGGUUGAAUUCCCUAAAACCAUCAGUAAGUGUGCCUCGAAUCUGAUCAAGAAGCUCUGCAGGUGAACAACCCCGCAGAGACUUGGGAAUCAUAGAAAUGGGUCCAAGGACAUCAAGAAGCACAAGUAAGAUGGCUGAAAUGGGUUCCUGAGUGGUGCAGUGGUCUA